Necator americanus (New World hookworm) is the source of this 864-nucleotide messenger RNA. RefSeq lists its product as uncharacterized. The coding region runs from base 1 to 864 and encodes 287 amino acids. The record is from RefSeq and is a predicted model, not a curated record. NCBI's taxonomy places the organism in Eukaryota, Metazoa, Nematoda, Chromadorea, Rhabditida, Ancylostomatidae. Gene Ontology annotation, molecular function: enzyme regulator activity; calcium ion binding. The transcript is spliced from 9 exons.
AUGAAUUCAUUCGUCAACGGACUGAUGCAGAGCGUGACGCAAGCGAAGAUGCGGCUGCGUCGCUCCACGCGGUCGCGUCAGCGACAGAUCGACGAGUCCUUUAAUAUAUUCGCCAGAAGGAAAGCAUCAGAAAAUCCCAACGGCACAGCACUCGGCUCGAAUCCAGAAAUUGUGCAGCCAGUGUUGGCCCGAGGGACGUGCGUGCAUAUCGUCGGUGUGUUUCAGUCAGCGAUUCCAGCCGAACCGAAUAAUCUCGCACCAACGUCAGAUCGUGAAAUGCAUCGUCAAUUCACCAAUAACUCUGGUUCAAGUGAAGCGGAAGAGUUCACACAAGAAGAACUCCAGGAAUUUGCUCAAGCAUUUAAGAUGUUUGACAAAGAUGGGAAUGGUACUAUGAAUAUCAAAGAGUUAGGUGUGGCCAUGCGAACGUUAGGCAUGAAUCCGACCGAAGAAGAGCUACAGAAUAUGGUGAACGAGUACGAUGUCGACGGUAAUGGAAAGAUCGAUUUUGGCGAAUUCUGCAAAAUGAUGAAGGAGAUGAACAAGGAAACUGAUCAGGAGUUGAUUCGUCUAGCCUUCAAAGUUUUCGACAAGGACGGAAACGGUUACAUCACUGCGCAAGAGUUCAAGCACUUUAUGACCACUAUGGGUGAGAGGUUCACCGAAGAGGAAGUGGAUGAAAUCAUCAAAGAAGUCGAUAAGGAUGGUGAUGAACAGAUCGACUACGAAGAGUUUGUGCAGAUGAUCGCCCCAAUCGUUUCCGAAGAAAUUAUCGACUCUGCUCACCUUUAUCAGAGAACCAAUUCCAAGCAUUUCUUACAAUCGGAUCUCUACAGAUCUUCAAGUGUUCAUUGCUUCCGAUAA